Messenger RNA from Bursaphelenchus xylophilus (pine wood nematode), 2660 nucleotides. Lineage: Eukaryota; Metazoa; Nematoda; Chromadorea; Rhabditida; Aphelenchoididae. The record is from the annotation of a GenBank genome assembly.
AUGAGCAGACCGUCGAUGGGAGCUGUCCAGCGGCUCAAGAAGGACUACCAGAAGUUGUUGAAGGACCCCUGUCCUUAUGCAUUGGCGGCCCCAUUGCAAUCCAACAUCUUGGAAUGGCAUUAUGUCAUCUUUGGAGCACCGGAAACUCCGUAUGAAGGUGAGUUACAUACUUUUUUGUGUUUAUUCCUCUCUUUAGGCGGAUAUUAUCAUGGAAAGUUGGUUUUCCCGGCGGAUUUCCCGUUCCGUCCCCCUUCGAUCUACAUGAUUACCCCCUCCGGGAGGUUCCAGACCAAUCAACGCCUCUGCUUGUCCAUAUCCGACUUCCAUCCAGACACCUGGAAUCCCUCGUGGACAGUCUCUACCAUCUUGACUGGGCUAAUCUCCUUCAUGAAUGAAAAUUCUCCCACUCUCGGAUCCAUCACCAGCUCCACGCAGGUAAUUUUUCAAAUCCACAUUUGGAAUUCUGACAUUGCUUUAGCGUUUUGAAACGUAAAAUAAAAAUAAUGAUUAUAGGAAAGGAAAACGCUGGCGAAGCGUUCCCGUGAUUUCAACCUUGGUGAUCCCGUUUUCUGUUCGGUCUUCGAGGAGUUGGCGAAGGAACUUCAGGCCGAGAAAACCGCCGAACUCGCUGCUCAGACCACCGCUACAACGACUGCCCAGAAUAACAGCGAAAAAGAGAAACCAUCGUAAGUUUUUUUGAGUCAGAUUGCCUUGAUCUGGGGCUGUGAGGGAUUACCGGCCUGACGUUCUUUUUUUAAGGGUUUAGAAAGCAAGAAAAUGUUUGAAAUCGUGUUGGUAGUUUGUUUAGAGGGGUUUUGUGGAAUCAUUUAUUACUUUAGUGUCACCUAAAAUAAGGUAAUUCUCCUUUUUAUAAUAUAGGAACAGUUUUCUAAUCAAUUUCCAGAUUGUUUCUCACGCUUUCAGUCCUUAUCCACCUCUCCUAACCUGAUUGUGCUCCUCCACGUCUGUCUUAAGUCGUUUAAUCCCCCCUUAACCGCCCUUGUGGCUCAAUUUCAGGGACAAACAGGAGAGUCGAGAGAAUUCGUCGAUGGCUGCGAAUAUAAUCAUGGUCACGUCGGUCCUGAUGCUCGCUCUGGUGGUGCGGUAUGUGAUAGUGUCGGCGGCGGCGAGUGGUUAACAUCGAUCGAAUAAACCAACUGAAUCUGUAAAAAGUUGUCAUAUUUAAUUAUUGGUAGUGGAAUUACUGUCUAAGUAGGGGUAUAUUGUCGUGUCUUCCUAUCUUUGAAGGACUCGACAAGUCUAGAUAGUCGUAUCUUGAGGAUUCCAUUGCUCUUUUUAUCUGUUCGAGAAAUGGGUCAUUCUUUGUUUCGGUUUUGUGAAGUAAUACGGUUUCAAAUACAUAACAAUUUACUGUUAUAAAUGAUUUCUUCUAUGUUGUCCAUGUCUUUUCUUCCCCUCAUUUACUGUUUUCAUGACAAUAAACCGAACUGUAAAUGUCGUAUCUAAUCUAAUGCAUAUGGAAUAAACGAAUAUACGCAGUUAACCCCGCUCUUUUGUUGAAUUUACUAACAGAUUCCCCGGUUCUGUCAAUAUAUUAUAGAGAAAAAAGAGAAUGAACUGUGAAGAUUAUUGUGUUCUGCUUGUAGCGUAUGAGACUGGCACUCCGUCAUCGCCCGGUAUGGUUUGGACUGGUAUUCGUUGUCCUGGCGACCGUAUUUUAUUUGGGAAGAGUAAGCAGGCCCUCCGGAGAAUGUCAAAACUCGAUAAUCGGAAAUGAGAGGCAAAAAUCUGUCCAGACCCCACCAAAAACCUUCUUGCUCAUGCUGAUUAUGAGCUCACCGGGUAAAUUCGGCUUUAUAUUACUCAUAAGUAUUUGAAUUAGUCAUCGUUUCAACCUCUCUGUGACUUUAGAGGACGCUGAAAGUCGCCAAACUGUACGAUCCACAUGGCUCCGACUUCCCAGUUACUCAGACUACGAUGUGCGAUAUUUCUUCCCCGUAGGUACCAAAAGUCUCUCAGAAGAGCAACUGAAAACAUUGGAGAAAGAAAAGGAAAGGUUUGGGGAUCUCGAAUUCAUCGACAAACUCGAGGAAUCCUUCGACAAUCUGGCCAAGAAGACCGCUUAUUCGAUUGAACGGGGUGUUCAGAAGUUUAAAUUCGAAUAUGUCCUCAAAACAGACACCGAUUCGUUUGUCCAAAUUGGCCGGCUUCAGAAAGCCCUCAAAGAUGUGGCCCAUCCUAUGUUAUAUUAUGGAUUCCUGGAUGGCAGGGCCAAGCCAUUCCGUCGGGGAAAGUAUCGAGAGAAAGAUUGGGUCCUUUGUGAUCGAUAUCUACCGUAUCAACUGGGCGGGGGCUAUGUUUUGUCCUACAAAUUGGCUGAAUUCAUCGCCGCCAACACCAGAAUCCUUCGAUACUAUCGAGCGGAAGAUGUCAGUGUGGGUGUCUGGCUCGCCGGGAUCCAAGUAAAAUACCUGCAUGAUCCCAGAUUCGACACCGAAUUCAUCUCGAGAGGAUGCAACAACAACUAUUUGGUAUCUCACAAGCAUCAUAAGGAGGCUAUGUAUAAACUGGCCAAAAACGUGCGAGAGAAUGGUCAGUUAUGUCAGAAAGAGUUCCAAUCACGCCCUUCCUAUGUGUACGAUUUCUCCGUGCCUCCGUCACAAUGCUGUCAACGUCUCAAUGGGUCACGAAUCCCUUGA